AUGGCAGGGAUAAUCGGGACUAUCUCUGCGAUCAUCACUCUCGUCGAGACCUCGAUCAAGAUCUACGACAGUGCUCAGAGGGACGUCAAAUUAUUGAAGACAUUCGAAGUUGUUCGACGCCGGCUUCCCGUUAUUAUCCACACCCUCGUGGCAUGUAAAAGCAACCUCGAAUUGAAAGGAGACUCGAUACCCGAAGAUAGGGAUUUUGAGAAAAUUAUACCCGGCGAAAGCGAUACAAGAGAUCAAAGAUAUUUGAAGAUCCUCCGCAGACUUGGCAAAGGAAACAAAGUCGAGGAGAUUAUGCUUGGCCUCACUGAAGACGUCCAACUCAUUGUCAAUCUUGAUGUGGUUAAGUCUGCUAAUCAGCACCAAAACGCCGAGCUUGAGAAUAUUGUGCAGGAGAUGAAGUCUAUCAUAUCCUUAGCACCGGACGAAGAGGGCAGCGGAAUGAGUUUCGCUAGUGGAGGUGGAGCACAGACAAACAAUAUUAAUCGCGGCAGUGGGCAGCUAAUCAACAACAAUGGGUCUGUUGGAACGCAGCACUUCAACUCCAUCACUCUUAGGGAAAAGGCAGACUUCCGAUUUCGUGGACCUGUCGGUGUCUGUCUCGGCAAAGCUCCUUAUAUCGCUCCAAAACUCUUCGUUGGUCGUGAUGCUGAGCUUGAUGGCGGAAACCUUACACCCUACUCGAGAGCUUCGAAUGCAAAAACGUCUAAGUCGCGUUCUGGAUUUUAUAGCUCGGUAUUUUGGCUGAAUUCAGCGUCCGAGGCCGUUUUGAAAGAUAGCUUUCGAUCGAUCGCCAGGCUUGUGUUCGACUUCCAGGAUCUCCGACUCCUAGAGAGCAAAGAAAUUUUUGAACGUGUACAUCAGUGGCUAUCUGACCCCACAAAUACCGGAUGGUUACUGAUAUUUGAUAACUAUGACGCCCCAAGUCAGUUUGAUAUCAAUGAUUAUUAUCCAGCGGCUUCCCAUGGAGCUAUUAUAGUCACUACUCGGCGGCCAGAUCAUGUUGCAGGAAGUUCUCUUCAUGUGAAACCAUUUCAGGAUAUCAAAGAUAGCCUCGCGAUCCUCCAAACCCGAUCGAACAGAGAGAAUGUUAAAUCAGAUCCUCAUGCAAAAUGUCUUGUGAAGCGACUUGCUGGUCUUCCUCUCGCUUUAGCCACAGCCGGGGCAUACCUUCAACGGAGUCCUUUUAGUAUCGAGCGCUAUCUUCAAGAGUACGAGAAACGUUGGAACAUUGACCCCCGUCGCCCCACCAAGCUCCUCGAGUAUCAAGAUCGCACAUUCUACACAACUUGGAAUUUAUCAUAUGAUCGUCUAAAGACAGAGGAUCUUGACGCGGCGAGACUACUAAAAUUGCUGGCCUACUUCGAUAAUGAGAACCUUUGGCACGAACUAUUCUAUGGGGGCCUCUCCGAUACUUCUCCCGACUGGCUGCACAGAGUAAUAUCAGACGACUUGGAUUUCAAUGGAACAAUGAACAUCCUGACCGAAUACUGCUUUAUAGAAUUCCAGCCAACUUCGGAAUCCUGGAGCAUGCAUAAUUGUGUGCACGACUGGACAUCGGCAGCUCUCAACAAGAAAUUUGAACCAGAACUUUACUGGUAUGUCGUCAAAUGCAUUGACGUGCAUAUUGAUGAUGUUGAUGAGACUUACCUCCAAAGCACUCAAUAUUCUCGCCUGGCUGCGCAUGGGACCCGCAUUGCGCUGGAGCGCUUCCUGCGAGAAGGUGGCAUCGACCGUUCAGCUCCUGAGCAGCUGAGCGCCUUUUCCCGUAUUUCAAUUUUGCUUCAACACCAGAUUGAGCUUGUCCCGGCCGAGCGAAUCCUUCUACAGAUUCUGUCUAGGAAAGAGAAGGAGCUAGGUCCAACCCAAAUAUCAACACUCGAGACCGCACGCCGACUGGGGUUGCUCUAUUCUAAUCGAGGCAAACUACGAGAAGCAGAACAGAUGCUCCUACGUGUGAUAGUUGAACUAGAUAAAGGUUUAGGCUCAGAUCACUCUUCAACGCUAAGGGCUAUCAAUGACCUUGGCGACCUAUAUUUGGAACAAGGGAAACCAGAUGAAGCAGAAAAACUGUAUAUAAGGGCGCUGUCCGAAUGCGAAAAGGUUCUUGGGCCCGGCCACACAUCAACAAUCAGGACUAUCGAUAACCUUGGAAAACUCUAUGCUGUACGAGGCAAGACAAAAGAAGCAAAAGAGAUGUUUAGCCAAGCACUAGCUGGUUACAAAAGAGUACUAGGGCCAGACCAUACGUCAGUACUGCAUACUACCAAUAAGCUUGGGGCUUUAUACCACGAAGAAGGCAAUUUAGACAAGGCGGAGCAGAUGUAUACCCUGGCGCUAUCUGGGUAUGAGAAAUAUCUAGGGCCAAACCACACAUCAAUGCUGGACUCUGUCAAUAACCUUGGAAGAUUAUAUGCCGCCCAAGGAAAACAAGCCGAAGCAAUGCAAAUGUUUUGUCGGGCACUGGAUGGCUACGAAAAUAGACUAGGACCAAGCCAUAUAUCAACGCUGAAAACUGUUCACAACCUUGGGAUCCUGUACCAUAAGCAGGGUAGACUCGAUGAAGCAGAAAUGAUGUUUAUCAGAGCGCUCAAUGGGAAGGAAACAGCAUUGGGACCAGGCAACAGAUUGACCCUCGAUAACUUUGUUGACCUGGCAGAACUAUACAUGGAACAAGGAAAACUACUUGAAGCUGAAAAUCUGGUAUGUCGGGGUAUGUCUGGGCUCGAGAAAAUCUUAUCGCCUAGCCACCCGUCCCUCUCGAAUAGUUUCAAGGAUCUCGCGAAAGUACUCCCUUUUAGCCGCGAGACCAACGACAUCAAGUGA
This is a messenger RNA of Penicillium canescens, 2832 nucleotides long. RefSeq names its product TPR repeat protein. The coding region runs from base 1 to 2832 and encodes 943 amino acids. The record is from RefSeq and is a predicted model, not a curated record. NCBI's taxonomy places the organism in Eukaryota, Fungi, Ascomycota, Eurotiomycetes, Eurotiales, Aspergillaceae. The transcript has 5 exons. Gene Ontology annotation, molecular function: protein binding.